Molecule: messenger RNA, 747 nt
Organism: Morus notabilis
Lineage: Eukaryota; Viridiplantae; Streptophyta; Magnoliopsida; Rosales; Moraceae
Product: transcription factor WER
Exons: 3
Coding region: 1-723 (240 amino acids)
Source: RefSeq, a predicted model, not a curated record
AUGGGAGCUGCAGAAGAGAAAAAACAGUAUAAGAAAGGGCUGUGGACGGCGGAGGAGGACAGAGUUUUGCUAGAACACAUCAGGGUGCGUGGAGUAGGGCAGUGGAAUUGCAUUUCCAAGUUGACGGGUCUAAAGAGGUGUGGGAAGAGCUGCAGAUUAAGGUGGCUUAACUAUCUCAGCCCCAGUGUCAAACGAGGCUCUUUUUCAGAGGAAGAAGAAGACUUAAUUAUCAGGCUUCAUAAACUCCUUGGAAACAGAUGGUCUCUGAUUGCAGGGCGUGUGCCCGGUAGAACAGAUAACCAAGUCAAGAACCACUGGAACACUCAUCUCAGCAAGAAGCUUGGCCUCAGAAAGCAAUCAAAGUUAGCACAUCACGUGAAGUACUCCUCCUCUAAAUUACCAAAAAACGCUAAUAUUAAUACUACUAUUAAUUCAAAUGUUAAGUGUGAUUAUCAGCUUUCUAAUUACAAUAUUAGCGGCGUUGCCAAAACCAUGCAAGACCAAAAUAAGCCUAAACUGGAUAUUGCUAAUGAAGAAUCUUAUCAGGCGUCUUCUAGUGAAAAGCCACAAGAAUCGCCAUGCAACAACAAGAUCAACAGCCUGGAAUUGAGCCCUUUGAUGAUAUGCAGUGAUCUUUCUGAUAUUAUUUUAAGUAACCAGGGAUUUGUGGAAUUCUUGGAUGGGUACCCUGGUCUUUAUCACCAUAUGUGUCAAAGUUUCUAAAUUUUUCUUUUCUUGUUUCGGCUG